AUGUUUCUUAUGAGUGCAAAUGAUAAUUAUUCGAGAACUGCAUCUCAGUCUCAGUCGAAACGAAAUUUUGUCGAUUCAUUGUAUCCACCCUUCUGUAGAAAGCUGGAUGUGGAUCUACCGGAAUUCAUCCGUGAAGGCGAUAUCGAAUAUCCAUUUGAAGAUACCGAUGAUGUGGGUGACGAGAACAAAAUUAGAGGUAAUUGGUCAUCAACAACUGACUAUAUGCUAUCUACGAUUGGGUUUAUUUUUAAUAUUGGAAAUAUUUGGAGGUUUCCCUAUUAUUGUUAUAUAUAUGGAGGAAGUGCUUUCUUGGUACCGUAUGUAAUAAUGCUCGUCGUUGCGGGCUUACCGAUUUUCUUUAUGGAACUUGCCUUGGGUCAAUUUGCUAGUGUUGCGUGUAUAUCCGUUUGGAAAGUUGUACCCUUAUUUAAAGGCAUCGGUAUAGCAAUGUUGAUAAUAUCGUGUAUCAUUUGUGUAUAUAUGAAUAUGCUAAGUGCUUGGUCUAUUUUCUAUUUUAUGAAUUCUCUUAAAUUUGCACUUCCUUGGGCUACGUGCACCAACGAGUGGAACACAUCAAGUAUGUUUUAUUCAUUUGUUGAAAUAUUCAGCGUUGAU
This is a messenger RNA of Anisakis simplex (herring worm), 615 nucleotides long. NCBI's taxonomy places the organism in Eukaryota, Metazoa, Nematoda, Chromadorea, Rhabditida, Anisakidae. The record is from the annotation of a GenBank genome assembly.